AUGGAGUUGGAGGACUCAUCUCCCCGGAAAACAGCCUCGCCGAGUCUCCGAAGAAGGGCUCCUUUGACGUCCGCCAGCCCGGCGAUCGCACGAAAACACGUCUACUUUGGCGGCUACUCACCGAUUGAUCGGACAAAAGGGCCGCCUUCUCUCGAGUUCGAAGAAGUUGAAGGACGUUUCCCACCGGGAAUACCUGGAAGCAGUAAUGAAGUGGCAAGUUAUGGUAACCAUUACGCAUCACAAGAAGAUCUCCGACGACGUAAACUCGAGAAUGGACAUCAUGGAAGUUUCGUGAAAGAGAAUCGACAUAUCACUCAUGUAGCAAUCAGAGAUCCGUCACCAUCAUCUUCACUAAACAGAAGAGACAACUACGGGAUCAAUGGUUACGAAAGAGCUGAAGAUGUUGAUCCAAGGCUGCAUGGGGGUCCUUCAAGCGCUAAUCAUGUUGACGAUUCAUCGUUGACUCGUUUACGCUCACAAUCACUCGGCGAUUUGCUUGUCAACAACGAACAGCAAUCAAUAAAACGAGUCUCUUGGGAGGUGCGACAUGGAUCGAGGAAUCCAAGUGGUGGAGGUGAAGGACAUCAAAAUGGAGGUGGAGGACAUCAAAAUGGAGGCGGAGGACAUCAAAAUGGAGGCAGCAGCAGUGAUUCGUGGGCGGGCAGCAAACUGGCGGGUCGAGUCGACGAGAAUCCCCGAGCACACGGAGUGAAAAAUUAUUGGGAAGAGAAUUGCCGAAAAGAAGUUCUCGCAAAGCAAGACGAAUCGCGAAAGCCGAGACAAACCUACGGAUUUCCGAAAUGGAGAUCCACCGAUGCUCUAUCGGCAUCGCUUGUCGCUUCCAAUAAGGUCACAAUCCCCACCGACAGCCGAAUUCCUAAGCAGCGUCUCCAGAAAAUGGAGGAGACCGAAAAAGAGGCGUCAAGGACAAAGCAAAUAAUCCACGAAGCUGUGCAACCAAAGCGGAUGUCCAAGGGGAAAAGUCUGGAGUCGCUGUCGGGGCAGAUACAGGUCGAUUAUACGCCUUGGUACGAUCGAACGAAAAUCCGAGAAGGAAUCUCGCGGGAAUCGAUUGCGAACAUUCACGCGGCGAGACAACUCUUCGAGAAUGGACAACCCGUUGACUCGAAAUGGGUUCAACUCCCAUCGACGGGACAACGAAGAAGCGAUGGUCGAUCGACGGGAAUGGCGUCGAGAGCCGAAACGCCAUCGAAUACACAGACACCGAUACCACAAAGAACACAAACGAACAAUCGAGAAUCGUAUCGGGAAAUUGAUUAUGGAAUGGAACCCCAGACUCGAUCACCUCAACUUCCGCAAUCACAAGCGACCCAAGUGGUUUAUCCAUCUCAUCACACGACGUCUGUUGGGAUCAGUUUGACAAUGGAGGAACAGCUUUUGUUGUUGUAUUUACGUCAGAAUAGUGACAUGAUUGCAGCACUUGGUAUCUUGAUUCCCGACCAGAUUCGCGCCAUUCUUGACUCGAUUCCAUGGAGAAGAGUUGAAUUGAGAGGUUAUGAAGAAGAGACACCACACUCAUACACACCACAGGGAAUGUCUCCAUCACAACGCCUUCCCCUGCAACCGAGCGGACGCUACGUGAAAAAUGUUUCGAGUCAAUCGAAUGUGCCGCGUUUCGUGAAAAGAGUUGAGGGACAAAGAGGGCAACAACGAGGAUUUAAUGAAGAACCAAGAGCUGGUGAAGGACUGAUAGCUGCAGAAAUCCGUCAAACGAGGGAGAGGGAAGAUGAGUUGAAGAGAUCGAGAAGUGAAUUGGGAUUGCCGUCACUUGAGGAGUCGAUGGAGUUGUGGCGACUGGGACAACGGGGUGUCGGACAAAUCGGUAGCCCCACUCCACCAGUUAUUUCAUGGAAUGGACAAGCGAUGAGAGGCGCAAGGAGUUAUGAUAAGCUUCAUCAAAUGCCGGACAAUCUCACGAAGACCACAUCGGUGGACCAUUUGAUGAGAGAUGACGAGUACGACUACGCUGAGACUGGUCUCACAGAAAUUAUAUUAGCGAUUUCUUCAUUUUUGUGGAGACUCCUUUUCUACUCGUCGUUCAUCGUUGGCUUAUGUGAACGAAAGGUCAAUUUGGUGGAUGACAUCGACAUGAUAGCCUCUGCCAACAUGCCAGUAAUGGCUGUGAUGGGUUCUUCAGCAGAAAAUGAGACGACAACAAGCAUCGAUGAUACUACUCCGCCUCCGGAAGAUGAAACAAAGCCAACAACGACAUCGGACGAUACAGCUACAACAGCUACAACGAUAACUUCAAAAGCGGGUGAAGUCUUUAGUGAUCAACCAAUUUCCAAGUCUGAAGCGCUGAAGUCUGAAAAACGUCCUCCUUGGCUGUGGAUAGGUCCUCUCGUGGUAUCCAUUCUUCUGAUUUACUCCAAGGUUCUGAUGAUCGUGUUGCUGUGUGUGUGGAGAUGUCGAAGACGUCGCUCGAGACAAUCAUCAUCUAUAACUGUGAAAAGGAGGCCACAGAAGGUCGAUCAAGCGAUGAAUAGCGAGUCAACUGCAGGAGAAAGUGCUACUGGAAAAGAAGGCGGAGGAGGAUUU
Messenger RNA from Mesorhabditis belari, 2559 nucleotides. The record is from the annotation of a GenBank genome assembly. NCBI's taxonomy places the organism in Eukaryota, Metazoa, Nematoda, Chromadorea, Rhabditida, Rhabditidae.